Messenger RNA from Sarcophilus harrisii (Tasmanian devil), 2533 nucleotides. RefSeq names its product syntaxin 5 (gene STX5). The transcript is spliced from 10 exons. The record is from RefSeq and is a predicted model, not a curated record. Gene Ontology annotation, molecular function: SNARE binding; SNAP receptor activity. Gene Ontology annotation, cellular component: SNARE complex; endomembrane system; Golgi membrane. NCBI's taxonomy places the organism in Eukaryota, Metazoa, Chordata, Mammalia, Dasyuromorphia, Dasyuridae. Gene Ontology annotation, biological process: vesicle fusion; endoplasmic reticulum to Golgi vesicle-mediated transport; intracellular protein transport. The coding region runs from base 1 to 1071 and encodes 356 amino acids.
AUGAACACGAGGAAACGCUACGGGUCUAAGAACACAGAUCAGGGAGUCUACCUGGGUCUCUCAAAGACACAGGUGCUGCCCCCUGCAGCGGCUGGCAGCGGCCUCAGCGGCAGCAUCCCCACCACCACCUCCUCCCUUUCGCCGGGCCCCCCUCCUGACACCAUGUCCUGUCGAGACCGAACUCAGGAGUUCCUGUCCGCCUGCAAGUCCCUGCAGAGCCGCCAGAAUGGACUCCAGACAAACCGGACAACGGCUCUCAGUGCUGUCCGGCAGCGCAGUGAGUUCACCCUUAUGGCCAAGCGCAUCGGGAAGGACCUGAGCAACACUUUUGCCAAGCUGGAGAAGCUGACCAUCUUGGCCAAGAGGAAGUCCCUGUUUGAUGACAAGGCUGUGGAGAUUGAGGAGCUGACUUACAUCAUCAAACAGGACAUCAACAGUCUCAACAAGCAGAUCGCCCAGCUGCAGGACUUUGUCCGGGCCAAGGGGAGCCAGAGCGGGCGGCACCUGCAGACCCACUCCAACACCAUCGUGGUGUCCCUGCAGUCCAAGCUGGCCUCCAUGUCCAACGACUUCAAGUCUGUUCUGGAAGUGAGGACGGAGAACCUGAAGCAGCAGAGGAGCCGCCGGGAGCAGUUUUCCCGUCCGUCUGUGGCAGCUCUGCCCCUUGCCCCCAACCACCUGGGGGGUGGGGCUGUGGUGUUGGGAGCCGAGCCGAGGGCCGCAGGGGACGUGGCCAUUGACAUGAUGGACUCCCGGACCAGCCAGCAGCUGCAGCUCAUUGAUGAGCGGGAUUCCUACAUCCAGAGCAGGGCGGACACCAUGCAGAACAUUGAGUCCACCAUUGUGGAGCUGGGCUCCAUCUUCCAGCAACUGGCACACAUGGUCAAGGAACAGGAAGAGACCAUCCAGCGGAUUGACGAGAACGUGCUGGGGGCACAGCUGGACGUGGAGGCCGCGCACUCGGAGAUCCUCAAGUACUUCCAGUCCGUCACCUCCAACCGCUGGCUCAUGGUCAAGAUCUUCCUCAUCCUCAUCGUUUUCUUCAUCAUCUUCGUGGUCUUCCUGGCCUGAGGCUUCCUGGUGUGGAGGCCCCCGGGUGGAAAUCAUUCCUUCAGGGGCUCCUGCAGCCCCGCCUGUCUGGGGCAGUGGGGGAAGGGCAGGAGGCCAUCCCUGUUUCCUGGGACUGAAGGAAACGGUCCCUGCCCUGUGACCCCGGGCCCACCUCUGCCCUUCCUUUCUUCCACCCAAACUCACCAGUUUGGACUGCCGUGAAAGGGCGAAAGGGGAGGGGGCCCCGGGCCCCAGCGGGGAGUUUCUCUGUGCCCGCCCUGGCGCCUGGCAGAGGCUCUAUUGCUGAUGUGCACAAGGGGAGAGGAGAAGGGAAGGCGGGCGUCCCUGCGGCUUCUCCCCUCCUUCCCCAAGUCUUCACUGUGUCGGACAGAGCCCCAGCACCCCGGCGGGCGGCUCCCAAGGACUGCGUCAGUUUGCCAAAGGCACUGUCAUCCCCAUUUUGCCGGAAUUACAGCAGACGGUCAGCCCUGUCGGCCUUGUCCUCAUUUCAGGGAGGGCGCGUGUCGCGGGGUUGGCCGGGGCUCCCCCGGGCUCCCCCUGGGCUAGUGAGCGGCCGGGGCUGGCCUAGCUGAGGCUGCUGGUCCCAUCCUAGCAGCAGCCAGGGAAGUUAGUCUGAGACCCCGAGCCUCUUCUCCAGAGGGAGGAAAAGGAGGGAGAGGGAGAAUCUGAGCCAACGAUGUUCUCAGUGAACUUGGGAGGGGUUGUCUCAGCCCCUUUGCCCACUGGCUAUGCUCCUCCUUGAGCUUUUGGGGGGGGGGGGGCUAAGGCCAAGGGGCUCAUGAUCCUCCCCUGCUGGGAUCCCGCUGUCUUCAGUGGCCCAUCUUCCUGCAGGCAAUCCCAGGGCUCUCUGCCCUUGGAUCAGACCAGGAAUGCAGCAGCCGCCCCCUCUCCUCAGCAGACCUCCUCCCAAGGCUUUCCCUUGCCUUCUCCCCACGGCCUGCCUAUGGCCAGCAAGCCCCAUGGUUAUCCAGCUGGUGUCCCAGAGCCGUAGGCGUCCUUGUGAAGGCCCCCAUUUCUCAGAUCCCUCCCAUGUCCCAGGCACACGGGCACCCCAGGGAGGCAGCUUGUGCUCUUGGGGACCUGGCACUCUGCUGCCCAGAUCCUGGGGUCCAGUCCCCAAGGAAGAAUUUGUUAAGGCUUCUGGUUCUAUGUAAAGGAUGAGAUUUCUGGGGAAGCAUAUGGGGAAUGCUCCCUGCCCGGACGGGCUUGGGAGACCCUUGAGACUAUCAUCAACGAGAGCCCCCAGAGGCCAGUGGCUUCCUGUCCUCUCCGAGGCUUCGGACCUCAACAAGACAGAACCAGUUCUGGGGGAACUCGGAGAGCUGGGAUGUGGUGGGGGGAGGAUGAGGCAUCAUGGGAGGAGCACUGGGCCUGGCAAGAGGCAAGGAGACCUGCAUUUGAGUCCUGGCUUGCUCCUGAUGUGCCCUCAACCAAAUCAAUAAAAAUAGACGUUUCUCCAGUG